UCUAUGUCGGUAGCACUGGGGUUACUGUCGAGGGAACAGGAUGUUCUAAAAGGUCGUGGGAAUGACGGUGACCUGAAAAGACCGGCGCGCUGUUCUGAAGGUUGGGGCGUGGACAGCAUCGCCGUGAAAACCGACCCUCACAGACGAGACUCGAAGACGCACACCAGGUGGUAGAUGGAGUAUUGGAAGUGCAGCACCCUUUCUAAUAAAUAGUGCAAGCAGUUUUCUGGGUUGCCGCAUAGUACGGCUGCAGCGAGCACAACAUGGCGACAGGACCGGCGCAGAAGCACCGAGUAUCAUACUACUAUCAUGAGGACGUCGGAAACUUUCACUAUGGCCCUCAACACCCAAUGAAGCCACAUAGGAUACGAAUGACGCAUAAUUUGGUGAUGAACUACGGGCUGUAUAAGAAAAUGGAAAUCUACCGACCAUCACGAGCAACUUUCGCCGAGCUGACAAAGUUCCACUCUGACGAUUACAUGGAGUUCCUGCAACGUGUUACUCCUGACAACUUUGAAGAGUUGACGAGAUCGCAACAGAAGUUCAACGUUGGAGAGGAUUGUCCGGUAUUUGAAGGAAUGUACGAUUUCUCGACAUUGUCGGCGGGAGGCUCUAUCUCUGCUGCGCAGAACCUCAUCAACGACAAGUCGGACAUUGCCAUUAACUGGGGAGGAGGCAUGCAUCACGCCAAAAAGUGCGAAGCAUCAGGCUUCUGCUAUGUAAACGACAUCGUAUUAGGGAUCCUGGAGCUCCUCAAGAACUAUCAGCGAGUCCUGUACGUGGAUAUCGAUGUGCAUCACGGAGACGGUGUCGAGGAAGCAUUCUACUCCACCGACCGCGUCAUGACGGUUUCAUUCCACAAGUACGGCGAGUAUUUUCCGGGAACCGGAGAUAUAAAUGAUGUUGGACACGGGGACGGAAAGCAUUAUGCGGUCAACUUCCCGCUGAAAGAUGGAAUCGAUGAUAGCACAUAUAAGCGGAUCUUUCAGCCGGUGAUGCGCCAUGUGAUGGCAUUUUACCAGCCAGAAGUCAUCGUUCUGCAAUGCGGUGCCGAUUCACUCGCGGGAGAUCGACUGGGGUGUUUCAACUUGUCAUUACAAGGGCACGGGAUGGCCGUGGAGUUCAUGAAGACGUUCAACAUCCCCAUUAUGAUGCUGGGCGGCGGGGGCUACACAAUACGAAACGUGUCUCGGGCCUGGUGCUAUGAGACUGGGUUAGCGGUGGGCGAAGAGCUGGACGACGAACUGCCUUACAACGAUUAUUAUCAGUACUUUGGCCCAAAUUAUCGGCUGGAUAUCCCCAACAACAACAUGGACAAUCGGAACAGUCGGGAAUACUUGGAGCGGAUGCACAUGAAGAUAGUGGAGAACCUCCGUAAUAUGCCCGCGGCUCCGAGUGUCCAGAUGCACGCAAUCCCAUCCGACUUGGACCGCAACCUGUUCGAAUCGGACGAGGAAGAAGACCCAGAGGAACGCAUAACACAAUCAAUGAGCGACAUGCACCGCAUCCCCUCCACCGAACUCUCCGACUCCGAAGACGAAGGCGACAACCGCCGCAACCACCGCGACUACGGCCGCCGCUCCAGCCACCUCGUCUCCAUCAACCCGCGCGCGCGGCCCGUCAACCCCACCGUUGCGCGCCUGUUCACCAUCGACAGCCCCGCCACCUCUUCCUUCACCGACGAGGACAGGGAUACGGAUGAGCAGCCGCGGCCGCCGCGGAACGGUCUGGCGACGCAUCAUCAUCAACUUCCGCGGUUCGCUCGCCCGCCGCCGCAACCGGAUUCGUCGGUUUCGUCGACGGUGGGGCUUGAGGAUGAGGCGGAGAACGGGAUGGAUGUCGAUGAGAGUGAUACUCUGUCGCAGAACGGGGCGUGGAUAUCGAAUGGCGGGCAGAGGGCGCCGCCGAUGAUGGCGAAUGGGAUCGCGGCUGGGGAGACGACGAGGGGUGAUGCGGGCGAGGAUGCGUUGCACUAUGAGACGGGGAGAUGAUUACGUGCAGCGGUUUGGGUUUAUUAUCUGGCGUAGAUGAUUAUACAGUACAUGUAGCCCCGUUGCGGUAGCGUACCAGAAUCUGUGAAUGUUCUUUCCUGUUGUACAUAUACAUAGUGUUCUGAGCCGCCAUAAAUGCCUCAUUUGCAUGUGCCAUGUUCGAGGGCCAGUUUG
Fimicolochytrium jonesii is the source of this 2165-nucleotide messenger RNA. RefSeq names its product histone deacetylase 1. The transcript has 15 exons. Bases 264 to 1991 code for a protein of 575 amino acids. The record is from RefSeq and is a predicted model, not a curated record. NCBI's taxonomy places the organism in Eukaryota, Fungi, Chytridiomycota, Chytridiomycetes, Spizellomycetales, Powellomycetaceae. Gene Ontology annotation, molecular function: histone deacetylase activity.